CAGCUUUCACUGUCGCUCAGUUCCAGGAGGCGAAAGAAACAAACGAAAUCUUGUCGAGCUCAAAGUUGGACCAAACGGGGAAGAUAAGAAUCUAUAAAAGGAGAGCCAGAGACAUCCGACCGCGACAAUGUUCAUAUGAAGUCCCACUAAAAUAUAUCUUUUGAGUUUUGCUGCGAACCCAUUUGAGAAUUUCAGUGAAAAAAAAAAAAAAAAAAAAACAUGGCAGGUGGUGGGUUUUCGCUGGGCUCGGCUUUCGAUACCAAAUCUGGACAGAUGAUAAUGGUGGCUCUGCUUCUCAUGGCUGGCUCCUUUUAUGCUGGCACACUCUUUGGCAACCAAUCCCCCAUUUAUGUUUCUCAGCAUACCUCCAAUUCUUCUUCUUCUUCUUCUUCUUCUUCACCUCUUGGUAGUUCCACAUUUACAAAUAAAGUUGCUCUUACAUACAGAAGAACACCACUUUUGAUCCCAGAAACUGGUUUGGAUGUAUGCCCAUUGACAUUCAAUGAGUAUAUCCCCUGCCACAAUGUUUCUUAUGUCAAAACAUUGCUCCCUAACUUGGAUGUUUCUAGAAGAGAAGAACUAGAGAGGCACUGUCCUCCACUUGAAAAGCGCUUGUUUUGCUUGGUCCCACCACCAGAAGAUUAUAAGAUACCUAUAAGGUGGCCAACCAGUAGAGAUUAUGUGUGGCGGAGCAAUGUGAAUCAUACACAUCUUGCUGAAGUCAAAGGAGGACAAAAUUGGGUGCAUGAAAAGGACCAGCUCUGGUGGUUCCCAGGUGGUGGUACCCAUUUCAAACAUGGAGCGCCUGAGUAUAUCCAGAGGUUGGGAGAUAUGAUUACGAAUGAGACAGGUGAUCUACGCGCUGCUGGGGUAGUUCAAGUUCUGGAUGUUGGUUGUGGUGUUGCCAGCUUUGCAGCUUAUCUUCUUCCCUUGGAUAUACAAACAAUGUCAUUUGCUCCCAAAGAUGGCCAUGAAAAUCAGAUUCAAUUUGCUUUAGAGCGAGGAAUUGGUGCAAUGAUUUCUGCGUUAGCCACAAAACAAUUGCCAUAUCCAACCAACUCUUUUGAGAUGGUUCACUGUUCAAGGUGCCGUGUUGAUUGGCAUGAGAAUGAUGGCAUUUUACUGAAAGAAGUUAAUCGUGUUCUGCGAUCUAAUGGAUACUUUGUAUAUUCUGCUCCACCUGCUUAUAGAAAGGAUAAAAACUAUCCCGAAAUUUGGGAGAAGUUGGUAAAUAUUACUUCUGCAAUGUGCUGGAAACUCAUUGCCCGAAAAGUUCAGACUGCUAUUUGGACUAAACAAGAAAACCAGGCAUGCAUCUUGCAUAAUGCUGAGCAGAAGCUUAUAGAUGUAUGUGAUGUUGUGGAUUAUUCUAAUCCAUCAUGGAAUACCCCACUACAGAAUUGCGUACAAGUAGGGGAUUCUGUGCGGCUUCCUUCUAGACCAGAGCGUCUUUCAGUAUACUCAGAAAGUCUCAGCAGAAUAGGUAUUAGUAAGGAGGAAUUUACUUCAGACACUACCUUUUGGCAAGAACAAAUCCGUCACUACUGGAGACUGCUUAAUGUGAAUACAACAGAAAUACGAAAUGUCAUGGACAUGAAUGCUUUUUGUGGUGGAUUUUCUGUGGCAUUAAAUUCAUCACCAACUUGGGUGAUGAACAUAGUUCCUGCAAGCAUGAAGAAUACCUUAUCUGCCAUUUAUGAUCGUGGUCUGAUUGGUGCUUUCCAUGAUUGGUGUGAACCAUUUUCAACCUAUCCACGCACAUAUGACCUGUUGCAUGCCAACCAUCUCUUCUCUCACUAUAAGGACCGUGGAGAAGCUUGCUUGCUGGAGGAUAUCAUGCUGGAGAUGGACCGCAUAGUACGGCCCCAGGGCGUUAUUAUCAUUAGAGAUGAGCAAUCCAUUACGUCAAGAAUCAAAGAUCUUGCUCCAAAGUUUAUGUGGGAUGUGGAAUCACAUUUGCUGGAGAAUAAACAGAAGAAGAUGGAAAUCGUGUUAGCAUGUAGAAAGAAGUUCUGGGCAAUUGUAUAGGGCGUUCCACAGAGUUUUGCCAAAAUAUAAAAGUUCUCUCUGAAUCUCUGACCAUGUAAGGCUGCUUGUAUUAUGGUUGUCUUUUUCUUCUAAGUCUGAGUGCGGUAGUUAAGGUUAUAUUGAAUGGAAACGAGGCCAAAGGUCUAUUAACUUAUCCAUUUCUGGCUGAUAUUGUAUUGUUACUAUUAUAUGCAUUUGUAGAGAGUUUUUCUUUCUAUGUGACUUUCACUUGUAUUUGUUUAUACAAGAAUUUUUUUAUUUA
This is a messenger RNA of Ziziphus jujuba (common jujube), 2290 nucleotides long. Its product is annotated as probable methyltransferase PMT7. Lineage: Eukaryota; Viridiplantae; Streptophyta; Magnoliopsida; Rosales; Rhamnaceae. The record is from RefSeq and is a predicted model, not a curated record. Gene Ontology annotation, cellular component: cytoplasm; endosome; trans-Golgi network. Gene Ontology annotation, molecular function: methyltransferase activity. Bases 220 to 2028 code for a protein of 602 amino acids. The transcript has 7 exons.